Molecule: messenger RNA, 927 nt
Organism: Sebastes umbrosus (honeycomb rockfish)
Lineage: Eukaryota; Metazoa; Chordata; Actinopteri; Perciformes; Sebastidae
Gene: cks2
Product: CDC28 protein kinase regulatory subunit 2
Exons: 3
Coding region: 180-410 (76 amino acids)
Biological process (GO): regulation of mitotic cell cycle
Cellular component (GO): cyclin-dependent protein kinase holoenzyme complex; SCF ubiquitin ligase complex
Molecular function (GO): protein kinase binding; cyclin-dependent protein serine/threonine kinase activator activity; histone binding
Source: RefSeq, a predicted model, not a curated record
UGCCAGCGCGGAACCGUUGGUGUUUGAAUCGUCCUCUGUAAAACAGCGGCAGAUGACAGCAGCUUGUUGCUCUCAGCUCGACAACAUCGCUAGUAAAGUAAAGUUUAGUGAGCUCAGCUAACUUCAACAUCAACCCCGAACACAAGCUUCAGCUUUGACUGCUUAUCGUCGACUGAAAGAUGUCAAAAAAACAGAUUUACUAUUCUGACAAGUACACCGACGAGGAGUUCGAGUACAGGCAUGUGGUGCUUCCAAAGCAGCUGUCUAAACUGGUGCCCAACUCCCACCUGAUGGCGGAAGACGAGUGGAGGGGACUGGGGGUGCAACAGAGCCAGGGCUGGAUUCACUACAUGAUCCACAAACCAGAGCCACACAUACUGCUUUUCAGAAGACCUCUCCCAAAGGAUUAAAUGGAAACCAUCUGUAAAACGCCUGCUUUCUCCUUCAUUGAUUUGUAUCAUCUUGAACCAUACAUCUCUCCGACAUCCAUAUCUACAUAUGUUCUGAUGUAUUGUGUAGAAAACCCUUAGUUGUAUUGUGUAUGUUGUGCUUUCAAACUCCCUCAAUUUUUUAGAGGUAAUGAGAGGCAAACUGCUUGAUUCCACUGUGACCUUAUAGACAAUAUGAAGGUGAAAGUUUGCCUUUCAGUUGUACAUUUUAACACAUUUUUUAAAUGUCUUUUGAUGCCAUUUUGUUAUGAUUGAUUUAUUUACUGAGUAUCAUAACAGGCAUAGGGUUCUUUUCUUUCUCUCAAACCUAUUAUUUUCCCCAAAAGAGCUCUCUCUCUGUUUUCCUGUUCUUCUAAAUGUAUGUUUGUAUGUUGUGUACAUAUUAUUAUUUCUAGAUAUUAUAAAUGUUGAUUGAGUCAUUGUUGAUUCAACAUGGUCUUUGUUGCUGAAAGAACAAAAUUAAAUGUACUUCUCCACA